AUAGAAAUUGAGGUUAAGCAGCAUUAAAUUGAAUGGGUUGGCUUGCUUGCUUCAAACAAAAGAUCACAAAUUAGGUGGUGCCUUCACAUCCCACCAGCAAAUUUGCUGCUCCCCUUGGCCUUUAUACUUUCUUUAGCUUCAAGAAAUGACUUCAUGCACUGCAGCAAAGGAAAGCAGAGACAGCUUCUCUAUUGAGGAACAGAAGUGAGAUGAAGUGGGUGACUAAUAAUGAUAGCUCAACCAAAAGGCAUCAUCACCACCGCACAGCAAGCCUUAGCCAAUUCGACCGUUGUGCUCCCGCGCUUUUAAAACUGUCACCAACCGCAACCUUCCCCCUUCAACUCCGCCCCCAUUAUUAAGUAGUAGAACUCUCUCUAUCUGUUCCCCGUCGCGGUUGUCCCCUCUUUGCCGCCUCCUCUUUGAGCCAAAUCCUUAAGAGGAACGGAACAUGGGCUCGUUCGACCGACCGAGGAAGAGGAUCCAGCUGUGGAAGAAGGCCCUCAUCCACUUCGCCUUGUGCUUCGUGAUGGGCUUCUUCACCGGCUUUGCCCCCGCGAGCACCGCCUCCAUCUUCUCCCGCCGUAUUGGCUCCUCUGACCGGCCGACGAAGCCCGUGCCUGCCUUGGAGAAGCUCGCCGACCCUGGCAUCGCCAACCGGAGCAUAAUGGCUGAGAUUCCAGUGGGAGAAUCUCCUGAGCCGCAUUUGGAUCGGCAACUGAUCAUCAUAACGACGACUCGCUCCGACGACAGGCUGCAAGAGGCAUUCUUGAGGAGACUGGCCUGCACCUUGAAGCUGGUGCCCCCGCCGCUGCUCUGGAUCGUUGUCCAAGCCCGUGCCGCAGCCCCCGUGACGGCCGAGAUGCUGAGGAAGACCGGCGUCAUGUACAGGCACCUGACGUUCGAGAAGAACUUUACUGACCCGGCGGCGGAGGCCGACCACCAGAGGAACGUGGCGCUGAAUCAUGUGGAGUAUCACCGGCUUGCCGGGGUCGUUCACUUCGCAGACGCAUCCAACGUCUACGAUCUCGAAUUCUUCGAAGAGAUCAGACAGAUUAAGGUUUUUGGGACUUGGCCAUUGGCGACGGCAUCGGCAAACAGGAGGAGAGUGGUGGUGGAUGGGCCGGUUUGCAGCUCUUCCAAGGUCGUGGGAUGGCUCUUCAAGGACUCGAGCAAUGACAAAGCCACUGUUAGGAGUCCGAUGACCGAUGCCGACAUGAAGGGGAAAUCUCUACAGAUCGACAUAUCAGCCUUUGCGUUCAAUAGUACGAUUCUGUGGGAUCCUGAGAGAUGGGGCCGCCCCACAUCGGUGCCCGACACAUCGCAAGACUCAAUGAAGUUUGUCCAAAAGGUAAUACGAGAAGAUGACAUCAAGUUGAAAGGCAUUCCUGCUGAUUGCUCCAAGAUCAUGCUGUGGCAUCCUUACAGACCAAGGGUCAUCCCUCUGCCCUUCCAAAAUCCAAGGUAAAGCUAAAUAAGAACCAUAGAGACCACCCAUUGUUACUUUGCCCUUUUCUUGUAAUCAUCCUCUAUUUUGAUUGAGGGUAUCAGUCAUCUUCCAAGCAAUAUUAUUUAUUGCAAGUUCCUGAAGUUGCGCUGUUAUAAAGUAAGAGAGAGAGAGAGAGAAACAGAACGGGUGGGAAUUUAUUGCUUGUUGACUGGUGUCAGAUAUAUAUAAGUAGACUCUCAAGGCAUGUAUAGGGGAAGGAAAUCUAAGUUAGUAUGUGAUCCAAGAAUUGUCUUAUAGCAAUAAUGCAAUACAAGAUGAUUGAAGAAGAUUAUAUAUUUUACUGAAA
Messenger RNA from Musa acuminata subsp. malaccensis (wild Malaysian banana), 1793 nucleotides. RefSeq names its product probable beta-1,4-xylosyltransferase GT43A. Lineage: Eukaryota; Viridiplantae; Streptophyta; Magnoliopsida; Zingiberales; Musaceae. Gene Ontology annotation, biological process: plant-type secondary cell wall biogenesis; glucuronoxylan biosynthetic process. Gene Ontology annotation, cellular component: Golgi membrane. Gene Ontology annotation, molecular function: galactosylgalactosylxylosylprotein 3-beta-glucuronosyltransferase activity; xylosyltransferase activity. The record is from RefSeq and is a predicted model, not a curated record.